Messenger RNA from Rotaria socialis, 561 nucleotides. NCBI's taxonomy places the organism in Eukaryota, Metazoa, Rotifera, Eurotatoria, Philodinida, Philodinidae. The record is from the annotation of a GenBank genome assembly.
AUGUGUACAUUGAUCAUUUUUGGAUUUGCUUAUUCAUUUAGUUUAGUUGUUUUCUAUCCAUGUACGAAUCAAUUUGAUUAUACAAUUGAAACAUGUGGUGGUGCAUGCUACGAAUCUGAGCCAUUUUGGGGUAUAUUGGAUUGGGUCGUCACUGCUGUUGGACCCUUAUGCGUGAUUAUCGUGUCUAAUAUGAUUCUUGUCGGACGAGUGUUUAUUCAACGACGUAAAAUGAUGCGAGCAAAUGUCUGGAGACAUAAUCUAGCUUUGCUAAUACAACUUCUAUUAAUUACAACAUUACACUGUGCUGCUUGGCUUCCUGUGUGUAUCGUAAGUCUUAUUAGUCAAGCGGAAGUUUCAUCAUCACAAGUGAUACAAGAACUUCAAAAUAAUUGGAUAUUAGUUAGUCCCAUCUAUCUGUCUAUUAUUGGUUGUCCUAUUGUAUGCAUUUUUGCAUUGCCUGAAUUGAAAGACAAAUUUCGUUUGACUAUUGUCUAUCAAUGGCGACAUUAUAUGAAUCAUCGAAUUAAUCCAACAAGAACAAGUAUAAUGUUUCAUACUUAA